UCGAAUUCAGAUUAUGUAGAUAAUAACAAGAGAAAAAACAAUGCAGACUCAUCAAAUACUGGCAGCGACAUUCCACAAAAACAGGCAAGAGUUUCCAAACAAUCAAAGAAUGAGGUUCUAACAAGGCCAGAUAUUUUUUCACAACAGAUAAAGCUAGAAAAAGAAAAACUCAAAAUUGUUGAACAUGUUCAAGAUAGUCAAUGUAGAACCAUACAGAGUGAUCACGUAUAUGAACAUGUUGCAGUACAUGAUAAAAAAGGGGUUUCGGAAAAAACUGAAAGACUGUCAACAAUUUCUGACCUGAUAUGUACUGAGGUAGAUGAAUAUAGUACGGAUGGAACUAUUACUGAUAUAGAUGAAAAUAGUAGUGAGGGAACUAUUACUGAGUUACAAGUAGAUAAACCAAAAACUUUAUCAACCUGCAAGGGUAGUUCAGAAAUAUCAAAAACUUUAUCAACAAGCAUGGGUAGUUCAGAAAAACCAAAAACUUUAUUAACAAACAAAGGUAGUUCAGAAAAUUCAAAAACUUUAUCAACAAGCAAAGGUAGCUCAGAAAAAUCAAAAACUUUAUCAACAAGCAUGAGUAGUUCAGAAAAUUCAAAAACUUUAUCCACAAGCAAAGGUAGUUCAGAAAAAUCGAAAACUUUAUCAACAAGCAUGAGUAGUUCAGAAAAAUUAAAAACUUUAUCAACAAGCAUGGGUAGUUCAGAAAAUUCAAAUACUUUAUCAACAAGCAUGGGUAGUUCAGAAAAUUCAAAUAUUUUAUCAACAAGCAUGGGUAGUUUGGAAAAUUCAAAAACUUUAGCAACAAGCAUGGGUAGUUUUGUUAAAGCUGAAAAACAACAGUGGAAGUGUCAACUUUGUCAGAAAAUUUCAAAAGAUUGUGUUAAAAAGAAAAAUGGGCAGCACAUAUGUAAAGGUUGUGAUAGCCUGUUUUCUGGAGAAGAUAAUUGGACAGAUGGAGGAGAAAAUAUGGAAAAAGAACCAGAAGGAAAGAAAGAGGAAAAGAUCAAUCCACAUGAUACUGUAAUUACUGGUGGUAUACAUGGUAAGCGUAAUAAAAAAUAUCGACCUUAUAGUACGUCAACUAUGGCAGCAGCUUAUAAAGCUGUCAUUGAUGACAAGCUUUCUAUCCGUUCAUCAUCAAAAAUACAUGGUGUACCGUUCCAGACUCUCAGGGAUAGAGUGACUGGUAAUAUAGAUCCUGAGUGUACUACCAUGGGCAAUGCACCUUUAUUUACCUUAGAUGAAGAAAGCAGAUUGGUGACUCACUUGAUGGAAAUGGGUGAACUUGGAUAUGGAUAUUAUCGUCAGGAUGUUUUGGACAUAGCAACUGACUAUGCAAUUACACUUGAUCUGAAAACCAAGAAUGAGAAACCCUUGAGUCUGGCCUGGUUCUGUGGGAUGAUUAAACGAUGGCCUGAUCUUAAAGUUGUAAAGCAAAGGGCAUUGGAAGUUGUUAAAGCAAAUACUGCUAACAAGGAGAACAUUUCUAAGUACUUUAAUGAACUUGAAAAAGCUUUACUUAGAAACAACCUUAUAGACAAACCUCAUUUAAUUUACAAUGUUGAUGAGAAAAGUGUUGCCAUUUCAGGAAAAGGUGAAAGAGUCACUAUUUUGGGGUGUGGAAACGCAAUUGGCAAUGCAUUGCCUCCUUUCUUUAUCUUCCCUGGGCAGAAAAUGGAUGACAAGCUGGUGGAGGGGUCUUCACCAGGGACUGUUGGCACAGUCUCUAAGACUGGAGAGUCUAAUUCAGACAUUUUUAUGGAUUUUCUCCACAAUCAUUUCAUGAAAAUAGUCCCAGAUACUGGAUUUGUGCUGUUAUUGUUAGAUGGACAUACAUCUCAUAUCCCUGUUGGCACAUUUGAAUGGGCAAGGAAUCAUAAUAUUGUACUUCAGUUAAUUCCAGCACACACCAGCCAUUUUUUGCAACCACUGGAUGUAGGUUGUUAUGGCCUUCUCCAAGAUAUCUACAAUAGUUUGUGUCAUAAAACUAUCAGAACGAAAAACUGUGCACUUGAUCACAAUGAUGUGUGCCCCAUGGUAUGCAAAGCAUACAAAAAUGCAUUAUCAACUAAUAAUUUGCAAUCAGCUUUUAGAAAAACAGGAAUAUAUCCAUUCACCAAAGAUGUCAUGGACUUGCCACUGGAACCAUCUGAAGCAUUAUGUCUAAGUGACACUACAAACAUUGAAGAAAGUCAGGAUGAGAACAUGAUUGACUUACAUUUUCUUAAUGAAGACAAUAGUUCAUAAGUAGCAGAAAUUGUAAAUGAGAGAAAACUUGUUACUGAUAUCCAUGAAUGUUUGGAGAUGACAUCGAGCUUUUGUUAUGUCUGAUUUGAUUUAUUGGAUGAGUUGUAUAGAUUAAGGUUUCAGGAUUUUGUCUGUUUUGCAGAUCCAAUAAUUAAAUGGGCACUUAUAUUUGGUGUAUGCAAUGACUGUUAAGUGUGCAUAUUUGUUUGCUAGGUUUUAUACCAUGACAAUUGUUACCAAUGUUAAAUGAUUUGAUUUAAGGUCCUUUUCACAGAUACUAUUAAUACUAUUAGCAAUAAGUCACAUGUAUUUAAUUUAGAAUGAUUGUUUAACAUGUUUAAGGUGUGUACUUAUUUGGCAUGAAUUCACAUGACAUAGACUUCAUUUUCUAUGUUAAGUGGUAAAAUAAAGUUUUCUUGAUUAGAUCUGUUUAUAAGAAAAAGUACAGCUUCUUUUGGGUAUAUAAAAUUAUUAAAGGGUGGACAUGUUUGUGUGAUAGGUGGGGUUUAUUUGAAAUUGACCCCUUUUUUAUUGAUUAUAACCAAGUAAAAUUUUCGUGAUUAGGUCCAUUUUGUUCAGAUGCUAUAGCAAUAGGUUAAGUAUAUUUAGUAUACUCAAUGACAUAUACAUGUCUGUCUGACAUUGACCUAAUUUCCAUAGCUUAUUUGUCGAUUUUAAUUUUUGGUGAUGAGGACUAGUUCUCAGGGACUUCAUUCAGUCGGGGGUACUACUUGUACAAGUAAUUUUUAUUUACUUGAAGAAGUAAAUAUUAAUAUACUUAUAUAAGUAAAUUUGUAGGAUACUUAUACAAGUGUAUUUUAUUUA
Messenger RNA from Mytilus californianus (California mussel), 3078 nucleotides. RefSeq lists its product as uncharacterized. Bases 463 to 2253 code for a protein of 596 amino acids. The transcript is spliced from 2 exons. The record is from RefSeq and is a predicted model, not a curated record. Gene Ontology annotation, molecular function: DNA binding. Lineage: Eukaryota; Metazoa; Mollusca; Bivalvia; Mytilida; Mytilidae. Gene Ontology annotation, cellular component: nucleus.